GAAAUUCCUUUCUCCUUUACCAAUUGAAACUCCAAACUCAAAACUUGCCGGAAGUCAUUCUUCUCCGCCCUCAAUCGACGACCAAGGGUCCGGUUUGAAUCCUCCUCCGACCUGAUAAAAAGCUAUAUAUUUCUUUCUAGCCAGGGAGGAAGGUGGGAUCUGGGUUUGAAGCCAAAGAGCAGAGAUAAUGAGUUACUUGUUGACGACGCUGACGAAGAAGAAAGAGAUAGACACCAUCAUCAGAGACACAAUCGACAAGGUCCUUGUCCUCCGCUUCGGCCGUCCCACCGACUCUCUCUGUCUCCAGCUCGACGACAUCCUCGCCAAAACGGCGCCUGUGCUAUCUAAGUUCGCAACUGUGGCUCUGGUUGAUAUUGAUUCCCCAGAUGUUCAGGUUUACGUCAAGUACUUCGACAUCACUCUCAUUCCUUCCACCGUUUUCUUCUUCAAUGCCCAUCACAUGAAAAUGGAUUCUGGGACUGCUGAUCACACUAAAUGGGUGGGGGCUUUUCACGAAAAGCAGGAUUUUGUUGACGUUGUUGAGGCAAUAUUUAGGGGGGCCAUGAAAGGCAAGCUGAUUGUAAAUUGCCCCUUGCCCCAAGAGAGAAUACCUAAAUAUCAGCUGCUUUACAAGGAUGUCUAGGAUAGGAAACUGUUGCAGCUCGAAAUUGUUGCUACUUAGUUCCAACGUAUCGCUCAAAGAAGAUAUUGACAUUAGCAUCUGCAAAAGCUGUAAAUUUAUUAUUAUUAUAUUUAUAGACAGUGGUAAGAACUUGGUUGUUCCUUAUAGAAAAGUAAGGUAGAGUUUGCGCUAAUAAUCAUUGAUAGAGAGACGAGACCUUUAUUAAUUAUAGAAUUCUCUAUCCCAUAAACAGUUUACAAUAUAUGGCAAUUCAUUCUAGAUAUCAAUUAUUUUGUCCCUCUUAUCAGAGUAACAAUUAUUUUUCAAGUCAAAUGAGUGGAACUGCAUCAUUUCAUGAUUUUCAGUAUGCAGCAUUACUUGAAA
Rubroshorea leprosula is the source of this 1006-nucleotide messenger RNA. The record is from the annotation of a GenBank genome assembly. NCBI's taxonomy places the organism in Eukaryota, Viridiplantae, Streptophyta, Magnoliopsida, Malvales, Dipterocarpaceae.